AUGUCGUUGGUCGAGUCAGAACAAGAGAUUGAGAACGACGAUUACGAUGAAGAGGCAGACAGCGACUUUGACGAACGGAAGUCAGACCAGGAGUCGGUGUCCUCCUCGGGACACGAUGAACCAGCCAGCAAGAUCACCAAGGCCGUCAAGAAAGCCACACCAUCGAAACCACUAAUAGAAGAACUUGACUCUGGCGACGAAGCGACAAUCAAGGAGCGACAGAAGACUAAGAAGAAACAGAGGCGGAAGAAAUCGGACCAUAUUUCUAGCGACGAUGAAGCGGACGAUGCCUGGCGAGCGAAGACCCGUUCUAUGCGUGCCGUUGAGCAUGCAGAAAGACAGAAGAAGACACUUGCGAGCACGAAGACAAGCACCAUAGAUGUGGAUAAAUUGUGGGAAAUGUUGAACAAGCCCGCACCUCUUCCACCAGUGCGGAUGGAAGGCGAGCAGGCUUCUGAAUUGUCUCCAAACGAACAAGAUCAGACUACAAAGAAAGCUCUUCCCGAUCCAGCUCUUGAAGAGACGGUAACGAUCAAGAGGCAGUUCAAAUUUGCAGGAGAGGUCCAGGUCGAAGAAAAGGUUGUGCUCAAGUCUUCAGCUGAGGCUAAACUCUGGUUAGCUCAACAAGAACACAAGUCCAAUCCCUCUGAAGAGGCGAGCAAUGGAAAACAACGCCCACUCCGCAAGAUAUCUAGAUUCGAUCCCAACUACAGUAAUCUAGAAGCAUUUCAGAACCACUCUAUCAAAGCUCAGCCGGGCACUUUCAAGGGUCCAAAACUCAACGUGGUGGAAAAGAGCAAGAUGGAUUGGGCUUCACACGUUGAUGCUGAAGGAUUGAAAGACGAGCUUGACGAGCAUUCGAAGGCAAAGGGAGCCUAUCUGAAUCGCAUGGACUUCCUCAGUCAGGUCGAACAACGAAAAGAAGCAGAAGCCAGAUUAGCCAGACAGAAGGGCUGA
Lithohypha guttulata is the source of this 957-nucleotide messenger RNA. It is a transcript of the gene SWC5, whose product is annotated as swr complex subunit. The record is from RefSeq and is a predicted model, not a curated record. NCBI's taxonomy places the organism in Eukaryota, Fungi, Ascomycota, Eurotiomycetes, Chaetothyriales, Trichomeriaceae. The transcript has a single exon. The coding region runs from base 1 to 957 and encodes 318 amino acids.